This is a messenger RNA of Trichoderma reesei QM6a, 1836 nucleotides long. RefSeq lists its product as uncharacterized. Bases 178 to 1836 code for a protein of 552 amino acids. The record is from RefSeq and is a predicted model, not a curated record. NCBI's taxonomy places the organism in Eukaryota, Fungi, Ascomycota, Sordariomycetes, Hypocreales, Hypocreaceae. The transcript has 3 exons.
UAUUUCAACUCUGAUCCUUAUCCUAUUUCCUCCUUUCACGCCUGACCUUGCCUUUCCUGUAGCUGACCUCACCUUCACCCUUGAAUAUCAACACACCAGCAGAAAGAGAACACCGACUGUGCGUUCCAGCUGCGAGUUAAACCAUAACGUCUAGUGGUAAUACAGUCACGCUUCAUCAUGUGGCGCCUUCGCGAUAUCCUCGUCGUGGGACUCGCCGUGUCGGGGGCGGCAGCCAGCAACUGGUUCCCCGGUCACAAGACUGUCUACAACAAGUGGCACGAGACGGAGCUUGAGCGCUGGCUCUCGGACCAGAACAUUCCCUAUCCGACCCCGGCCGACCGCAAGGACCUGGAGGACCUCGUCUCCAAGCACUGGAACAACUAUGUUGUCGAGCCCUACAACAGCUGGGACACUCAGCAGCUGAGCGCCUAUCUGCAGUCAAAAGGCAACGAUGUGGUAAAGGGCGCCCAGAAGAACAAGGACAGCCUGCUGUCCCAGGUCAAGGCCAACUGGUAUGAGACUGAGGAUGCCGCCAACUCGGCGUGGGCCAAUGCCCGGGACUGGAUUCUUGAUACCUGGACCGAUUCCCACCUCAAGGCUUUCUGCGACAAGCAUGGCAUUCCUGUUCCCCAGCCGCGUACCCGUGACACUCUUCUCCAGAAGGCUCGCGAGGCUUACCAAACUGCCGCUGAAAAGGCCGGAGAAACCGCUGCCUAUCCUGGAGACUGGCUGUACUCGACCUGGUCCGAGUCUGAUCUCAAGGAGUGGCUUGACACCCACGGCUUCCCUGCCCCUCAGCCCACCACCCGCGACAAGCUGAUUGCCUCGGUCCGCCGCAACUCUCGCCUCGCCUACCUCAAGGCCAAGAGCGAGUCUGAUACUGCUGCUGAGAAGAUCCAGGCUGCCUAUGCCUACCUGACUGACACCAUCAUUGACGCUUGGAGCGAGUCCCAGCUCAAGGAGUUUUGCGACAAGAACGGCAUCCCGGUUCCCCAGGGCACCAAGGUCAACGAACUGAGGGCUCUUGUCCGAAAGCACCGCGCUGAGCUUCUGGGCGACACCGUCGGUGCCACUGCCAAGUCUGCCUUUGGCGCCGCCACUUCCAACGCUGCCAACCAGUAUGCCAAGGCGACUGACAGUGCUUCCCUUGCCGCUCAGGAUGCUUUCGACCAGGCCAUCAACAAGUGGUCCGACAGCCGCCUCAAGGCCUAUCUGGAUGCCCGUGGUGUUCCCGUCCCCCAUGCCAGCAAGACUGACGAGCUCCGAGCUCUUGUUCGGAAGCACGCUCACAAGGCCUCUUCCGGCUGGCAGGCGUGGACGUUUGACGACUUCAGCUACGACAACCUGAAGAACUACCUGCUGGAGAACGGCAAUGCCGCCGCAAAGGCCGCUGCCAAGAAGAAGGAUGCCACUCGCGAGGAGCUUGUCACUGCCGCCCAGUCUGCCUACUCGUCUGCCUCAUCCGCCGGCGGCUCCCAGUACGCCUCUGCCACCAGCUACCUUGCUUCCGUGACGGCCGCCGCCAAGCACAACGCCUUUGACACCUGGUCCGAGAGCGAGCUCAAGGCCUACCUCGACAGCUACGGGGUCCCCGUUCCCCAGAACUCCAAGAUUGACGAGCUCCGCGCCGAGGCUCGCAAGCAGUCCACCUACUUCCGAUAUGGUUCCUCAUCGCCCGGAGGCACCGUCCUCGCUAAGCUCGGAGAGACGGCUCGCGAGGGCUGGAGAUGGGUCGCCGAGCAGCUGCACCUUGGCAGCGAGGUCGCUCGCAAGGAGGCUGCCGAGGCCUCGGCUGAAGCCAAGAAGCAGAGUGAGAAGCUGCGAAACGAGCUGUAA